UUUGAUCUUCAAAACAAUUCCUUAAACUCUUCAAUCCCUUCUGAACUUGGUUUUUGUACCAACCUCACCCACUUGGACCUAAAUGCCAAUCACCUUGAAGGGAAAAUUCCAUCUUCUAUAGGCCAACUCAGAGAGCUGCGGUACCUUGAUCUUCGAAACAAUUUCUUAAACUCUUCAAUCCCUUCUGAACUUGGUUUUUGUACCAAUCUCACCUACUUGGCCCUGGCUUCCAAUAAACUCAAUGGGGAAUUGCCUCUGUCCUUGUCCAAUCUGAACAACAUCAAUGAAUUGGGUUUAUCUGAAAAUCAUCUUACGGGUCCCAUCCUGCCUUCCCUUAUCUCCAAUUGGACUGAAGUGGAAUCUUUGCAACUUCAAAACAAUAAGUUCAGUGGAAAUAUUCCAGCAGAAAUUGGCCUGUUGACAAAGCUCAACUACCUUUUUCUAAACAACAAUAACUUCUCUGGAUCAAUUCCCUCAGAGAUUGGUAACCUGAAAGAUUUGAAAAAAUUGGCUCUUUCAGGAAACCAACUCUCAGGGCCAAUUCCUAUGACACUGUGGAACCUCACAAAUAUUAAGACAGUCUACCUUUUCUUCAACAAUCUCACUGGGAUGAUUCCACCAGAGAUUGAAAAUAUGGUGUCGCUGGAGGAAUUUGAUGCAGACACUAACCACCUGUAUGGAGAGUUGCCAGGCACCAUUUCUCGGCUUACUAAAUUGAAGUCAUUCUCUGUGUUCACCAAUAAUUUGUCGGGAAGCAUUCCAAGGGAUUUUGGCAGGUACAGUCCUAAUUUGAGCAUUCUGCGCCUUUCGAACAACAGCUUUACAGGAGAGCUGCCACCAGAAUUGUGUAGCGGUUCUGCUCUGGAAGAAUUGUCUGUAGGUGAUAACAACUUCUCUGGGUCAUUGCCAAAGUGCUUGAGAAAUUGUUCAAAACUACAAAAAGUUGCUGUUGGUCACAACCAAUUCACGGGAAGCAUUACAAAUUCAUUUGGUAUUCAUCCUAAUCUUAACUCUGUUUUUCUCAGCAAUAAUCAAUUUGUUGGUGAAAUCUCACCAGAAUUGGGAGAAUGUGAAAGUCUCAAUCGCUUAUUGAUGGAUAGAAAUAAAAUUUCUGGUCAAAUCCCACCUGAGCUUGGGAAGUUGAGCAAAUUGGCAGAACUAAUCCUGGACUCUAAUGACUUGAGUGGAUAUAUUCCGGCUCAGUUGGGAAACUUAGGCCUACUGUACAAGCUCAAUCUGAGCAAGAAUCAUUUGACAGGAGACAUCCCCAAGAGUCUAAGCGAUUUGACUAAGCUCGAGUUGCUUGAUUUAUCCGAAAACAAUUUGAUAGGAAACAUCCCCAUAGAGCUUGGUAAGUUUGAGAAGUUGUCAACUUUAAACCUGAGCCACAACAAUUUAUUUGGUCAAAUACCACCAGACCUUGGUAAUUUGCCCUUGCAGUACUUGUUAGACCUCAGUAGCAAUUCACUUUCAGAACCGCUUCCUGCAGACCUGGCUAAGCUUAUACGGCUGGAGAUUCUUAAUGUCUCACAUAACCAUCUCUCAGGGAGCAUCCCAGAAACAUUUUCCAAAAUGGUUAGUCUAGUUGGCAUUGAUUUCUCUUACAAUAACUUAACUGGUCCAAUCCCAACUGGUGCCAUUUUUCGAAAAGUGCCUGCAAAUGCCUUUCUUGGAAAUGAUGGUUUAUGUGGAGAUACCGAGGGACUAACUCCAUGCAACUCAAAUCACGGAAAGUCCAACAAGAUUAGCAAGGUUCUACUUGCUCUCCUGGUUUCCAGUUGUGUUAUAUUAGUGAUUGCAACUACAAGUACUGCUGCAGUGCUAAAGUUCAGCCGGAAAUCGAAGCUUAAGGAAACCGAAAGUCCUAGGAUGUCUGAGAGUUUUGAUUUAGGGAUAUGGGGAAGAUAUGGAAAAUUCACAUUUGGUGCAAUUGUGAAUGCGACGGAGAACUUUGAUGAGAAGUACCUCAUUGGAAAAGGAGGAUUUGGGAGUGUCUACAAGGCUAUGUUGGGCAGGGGAAAAGUGGUUGCAGUUAAGAAGCUGAACAUUUCAGACUCUAGUGACAUUCCAAAAAUAAAUUGCCAAAGUUUUGAGAAUGAGAUACGAACCUUGACAGAAGUGAGGCACAGAAACAUAAUAAAUCUCUAUGGGUUCUGUUCAUGGAGGGACUGCUUGUACUUGGUGUAUGAAUAUGCAGAGAGAGGUAGCUUGAGAAAAGUAUUGUAUGGGACAGAGGAAAGGGAAGCAGAACUUGGAUGGAGCACAAGGGUGAAAAUUGUGCAAGGGCUAGCUCAUGCAAUUGCUUACUUGCACAAUGAUUGCUCUCCUCCAAUUGUUCACAGGGACGUAACUUUGAACAACAUAUUACUUGAGAAGGGUUUCGUGCCACGGUUAUCGGAUUUUGGAACUGCAAGGUUGUUGAGCACAGAUUCAUCCAAUUGGACUUCUGUAGCUGGAUCUUACGGCUACAUGGCUCCAGAGCUGGCUUUCACAAUGCGUGUGACGGAUAAGUGUGAUGUGUAUAGCUUUGGAGUGGUGGCAUUAGAAAUAAUGAUGGGAAGGCAUCCUGGGGAGCUUUUAUCUUCUCUAUCAGUCUCAUUAACAGAAAAUGCAGAAUUGCUUUUGAAGGAUUUGUUAGACCAACGGCUAAGGCCUCCUCCUGGUCAGUCAGCAGCGGCAGUGGCUUCGGUGGUAACCAUGGCUUUGGCCUGUACUCGCACUAAUGCAGAGUCAAGACCGACCAUGGAUUUUGUGGCAAAAGAGCUGUCAUCAGCCAGGACCCAGGCUAAACUCUCUGCACCAUUUGGCAUGAUCACCAUCAACAAGUUGGCAAGUUUUCAAAACCAGAAGAAUUUUUGAACAUAAGAGGUCCCCACAUAUAUGAAUACUAAUCGUUUAUGUACCGAUGCAAUGUUAAGGGUUGUAGCUA
Molecule: messenger RNA, 2929 nt
Organism: Prunus avium (sweet cherry)
Lineage: Eukaryota; Viridiplantae; Streptophyta; Magnoliopsida; Rosales; Rosaceae
Biological process (GO): protein phosphorylation
Molecular function (GO): ATP binding; protein kinase activity; receptor serine/threonine kinase binding
Source: RefSeq, a predicted model, not a curated record